Molecule: messenger RNA, 1107 nt
Organism: Vicia faba (fava bean)
Lineage: Eukaryota; Viridiplantae; Streptophyta; Magnoliopsida; Fabales; Fabaceae
Source: the annotation of a GenBank genome assembly
AUGGCUUCAACACCUCUUGUCUUCUCCACCUCCUUCUCUUCCAAACUCCACCUAACUUCCCACACUAACAAAUCACACCCUCAUCAUCCACUUCUUAAUUCCUUUCCAUCUUCUUCUCCAUCCUCUAAAUCAAGACUGAAAUUUUCCUCUUCAAACCCACUCAUGUUUUCUCCUAAACUAGUAGCACGAGCUUCUUCCGAAGAACAUGCCACUGAAGUCAUACAUGAUUCUGGCUUCGUGGGCGAGGACGCUGCAACUUUUCACCUUGAUAAACAGAAACUUUCUUCUUGGCUUUACUUCACUGCUAUACUGGGAGUGGUCUUGUUUGUUCUUAACUUGAUCUGGAUUGAUGAUUCAACUGGGUUUGGUAAGGUUUUUGUUGAUACCAUUUCUGGAAUUUCUGAUACUCAUGAGUUGGUAAUUUUAGUCCUGAUUCUCAUAUUUGCGGGUGUCCAUAGUGGCCUGGCCAGCUUCCGUGACUCCGGUGAGAAACUCAUUGGAGAACGAGCUUACCGUGUUCUUUUUGCAGGGACAUCACUUCCUUUGGCUCUCACCAUGAUUGUGUAUUUUAUCAAUCACAGAUAUGAUGGACUUCAGCUCUGGCAGGUUCAAGACGUUCCCGGUGUUCAUCAACUUGUGUGGCUUUCUAACUUCAUCUCUUUCUUUUUCCUUUAUCCAUCAACCUUCAAUCUUUUAGAGGUUGCAGCAGUUGACAAGCCUAAGUUACAUCUCUACGAAACUGGAAUUAUGAGAAUAACCAGGCAUCCACAGAUGGUUGGGCAGGUUAUGUGGUGUCUUGGUCAUACAGUUUGGAUUGGAAAUUCUGUUGCGGUUGCGGCUUCAUUCGCCUUAAUUGCACACCAUUUAUUUGGUGUUUGGAAUGGAGAUAGGAAACUGAGUGACAGAUACGGGGAAGAUUUUGAGAUGGUUAAGGGCAGAACAAGUGUUGUCCCAUUUGCGGCAAUACUUGAUGGAAGACAAAAGCUACCAAAAGAUUUCUACAAAGAGUUCAUUCGAUUACCAUAUUUUACAAUCACUGCCAUAACACUAGGAGCUUAUUUUGCACAUCCACUUAUGCGUGCAGCUAGUUUCAAGCUUCAUUGGUAG